CUUUGGAGUUCUCGUGGCUGCGUCCCGUUGCCCAUUCCAAGGCUCCGUUUUAAAACCGAGGCCUUGGAAUUGAGGAUCAACAACAGCACUAGCACAAUCUCUUGUUUUCUUCUUCAUUCCUAUUUUCUUUUCAAUCUCUCGUUGCCAACAUUAGCUCCGGACUUAUUAGCAUUCGCUUCUCAAAGACAAGUAUACUAAGCGAGAAGUGGGAGAUGAUCGUGAGGUCUCGCGUAGCAUAUUAUCUUUAAAUUCGACAGAGAACUUGCGACUCAAAACUUCAAGCGUAUCUUUGCGAAAAUGUUGACCGUGCCUCCUGUUAAGGUAAAAGGUCUCUUGAAAGGCCUGAGAUACAUCUCCGGCAUAUUUGAAAAUGAAAAAGAACAAGAGAUGGUUAUUGGCAACCCAACAGACGUCAAACACGUAGCGCAUAUCGGAUUUGAUGGUCCUGUUGUAAAUAACCCUGCAUGGAUGAAUGACCUCCAUUCCGCACCGUUGAGCGCGUCGGUUGAACGGGAAAAGCUAGAGGUUGGCUCACCAAAAACCGCAUCUCAAGAGAUUCCUCUCGGUAGGAUCCCGCCUCCCUCCCCCGCACGUGACGAGCAAGUCAUCAAGGCCCCCGACGCACACUGCGCCACUGUGGUUCCUCGAAUGCGCCAUGGGUUCCACUCCCCCUCCACGUGA
Messenger RNA from Asparagus officinalis (garden asparagus), 681 nucleotides. Its product is annotated as CRIB domain-containing protein RIC7-like. Lineage: Eukaryota; Viridiplantae; Streptophyta; Magnoliopsida; Asparagales; Asparagaceae. The coding region runs from base 298 to 681 and encodes 127 amino acids. The transcript is spliced from 5 exons. The record is from RefSeq and is a predicted model, not a curated record.